CAGCUGACAGAGAAAACUAUGCUGUCAAGGGGAAGUUGAAGAGGAAAAGCUCAGCACUCAAAAGAAUGUAACCGGAAACUUGGCUCACAUCCCUAACGCAAUGUUAUCGAAUAGUUUGGUUUUGUUAAAUCGGUUCCUUUUGAAUGCUAAAUCAAGAUGUUGUAAACAAGGUUUGCAGCAAAGUCCAAGAAAGAAGAGCUCUCACGGGGAAGAGAAGGCUGGGAUUUGACUAGUGAAGCAUUUGAUUCAAUUAGUGCUGCUUAUUAAGUUACUAUUGCUACAGUGUUUACAGCCAUUACCAGAUCACACCAUAAGGACUCUCUUACCCUUUGCCCCAUUUAAGCGUCAUUGAUUGAUCAACUCCUUGACAGGAGACCAUGGCAAAGAAGGUGGUGGUGAUUGGAGCUGGGGUCAGUGGCCUGAUCUCUCUCAAGUGCUGUGUGGAUGAGGGACUUGAGCCCACUUGCUUUGAGAAGACUGAAGAUAUUGGAGGGCUGUGGAGGUUCAAAGAAAAUGUUGAAGAUGGCCGAGCAAGUAUCUAUAAAUCUGUCAUUACUGACACCAGCAAAGAAAUGUCUUGUUUUAGUGACUUUCCAAUGCCUGAACAUUUCCCAAAUUUCCUGCACAACUCAAAGCUUCUGGACUACUUCAGAAUUGUUGCCAAAAAGUUUGAUCUCCUAAAAUAUAUUCAGUUCCAGACAACCACCCUCAUUGUGAAAAAACGCCCAGAUUUCUCAUCCUCUGGCCAAUGGGAGAUUGUUACCAAGAGCAAUGGCAAGGAACAAAGUGAGGUCUUUGAUGCAGUCAUGGUCUGCAGUGGCCACCACAUCCUACCUCACAUCCCACUGCAGUCAUUUCCAGGUAUCGAGAAGUUCAAAGGCCAGUAUUUCCAUAGCCGCCAAUACAAGCACCCAGAGGGAUUUGAGGGGAAGCGCAUACUGACGAUUGGAAUAGGGAACUCGGCCUCAGAUAUUGCCGUGGAGCUGAGUAAGAAGGCUGCUCAGGUGUUUCUCAGCACCAGACAAGGGUCCUGGGUCUUGAGCCAUAUCUCUGGCGAUGGCUAUCCUUGGGACAUGCUGUUCCAUACCCACUUUAGAUCCAUGCUCCGAAAUGUCCUGCCACGAAUGGUUGUGAAAUGGAUGAUGGAACAACAGAUGAAUCAGUGGUUCAACCAUGAAAAUUAUGGUCUUAAGCCUCAAAACAAGUAUCUUAUGAAAGAGCCAGUACUGAAUGAUGAUCUUCCGAGUCGUCUGCUUUAUGGAGCCAUCAAGGUGAAAUCGAGAGUGAAGGAGCUCACAGAGGCUUCUGCCAUCUUUGAAGGUGGAACAAUGGAGGAGGAUAUUGAUGUCAUUGUCUUUGCAACAGGAUAUGCUUUCUCUUUUCCCUUCCUUGAAGAUUCACUUGUUAAAGUAGAGAAUAAUAUGGUAUCUCUUUAUAAAUACAUAUAUCCCCCUCACCUGGAGAAGCCAACCCUUGCAUGCAUGGGUCUCAUCCAGCCCCUUGGUUCCAUUUUCCCGACUGUUGAACUUCAAGCUCGCUGGGUGACGAGAGUUUUCAAAGGCUUGUGUACCUUGCCCUCAGAGAGUAUUAUGAUGGCAGACAUUAUCAAGAGGAAUGAAAAAAGAAUAGACCUGUUUGGAGAGAGCCAAAGCCAGAUUUUGCAGACCAAUUACAUCGACUACUUGGACGAGCUCGCCUUAGAAAUUGGUGCGAAGCCAGAUGUCCUGUCUCUCUUGUUAAAAGAUCCUAAACUGGCCAUGAAACUCUAUUUUGGACCCUGCAACUCUUAUCAAUAUCGCCUAGUUGGGCCUGGGAAGUGGGAAGGAGCCAGGAGUGCCAUCUUCACUCAGAAACAAAGGAUACUGAAGCCUUUAAAGACUCGUUCUCUGAAGACUUCCUUUGAUUUCCCAGUUUCCUUCCUGUUGAAAAUUCUCGGGCUCCUUGCUGUUGUUGUGUGCUUUUUUUUUCAACUUCAGUGGUUCUAGUCUGUCUGCAUAAAACUUUUGGAUUUGUCAGUUAGUACUUCAUAAAAAAAAAAAAAAACUAAAAGAAAAAUGUUAAAGCUACAUUCCAGAAUUUCGGGUUAGGAGGGACAGAGCGAGAAGGGUAACUGUGGAGAAUUAGCAGAAUUUGUUCUAUAUAUAAAACCGUAAAUUGUGUCAUGGAAUCUCUUUGCCAUCCCGCUUUUCCUCAGGCUCACCAAGCUCUCCAAAAAAGAUGAUAAAAUAACACUGGCCCAGGUAAAUAGUACUGCCAGUUCUGAUAUAUGGGAAUUAUGUGGAAAAUGAAAUAUGUAGAAUGAAAAGCAAGUCCACGGUUUAAAUUAUUGGAUAAUUUUAAUCGUAGGUAUGUAUUUAAAAUCCUUGAUAGUGUUUCUAUCUGGACUGUAUUUGGUAACAAAGAUCUCAGAUGUUAGAUCGCGAUCCGUUUGCUUGGUGGUGGGGAGGGGUCACACAAAAAUACUGGAGAAAAAUUAAGAGGAUAGACUUAGAAAACAGCAGCAAUGCUCAGACAAAAUUUUAGAGCCUCAUACUGAAAGCUGAACAAAUAGCCACAUUUCUUAUAUUUUGAUAGAAACACUGCUGUAAAAAAAAAACACACAAGAAUAGCUAGCUAAUAUAUGUUUAGUACUUAGCAUGGACCAGACAUUUUGCUAUAUUCAUAUUGUAUGUAUUAUUUCAUUUAAUUCUCGUAACAAUUCUGUGAGAUGGGUACAACUAUUAUACCCAUUUUAUAGAUGAAGCAGCUGAGAUUUAGAAUAGCUGGGUAACAUACCCAAGACCACAUGUGACGGAGCUGGGAUGGAACUCAGGUCUUUCAGAAAUGAAGAUCAUAACCUCAUCCCAUAAUACUUACUUACAAAAAUCUCCAUUGUUGAUAAAGUACUUAUUAAUAGACUAUUUUAUUUAUAUUCACAUACAUGUUACUUUGGAGUCAUCUUUCAUAGAAAACAGUACUUUUGCAAAUAUGAUCUAGUUAAUUUUAUUUGUAAUUUUUUGGUUUACGUUCCACCUAGACCUAAAAAGCAUUUGAAGGAGUUUACAAAUAAGAUGUUAUUAUUGUUGUUAGUUGCUGCCAAGGUGGCUCCAGUUCAGGGCAACCUUAUGUAUAACAGAACGAAACAUUGCCUGGU
Molecule: messenger RNA, 3133 nt
Organism: Trichechus manatus latirostris (Florida manatee)
Lineage: Eukaryota; Metazoa; Chordata; Mammalia; Sirenia; Trichechidae
Gene: FMO2
Product: flavin containing dimethylaniline monoxygenase 2
Exons: 8
Coding region: 378-1985 (535 amino acids)
Molecular function (GO): N,N-dimethylaniline monooxygenase activity; flavin adenine dinucleotide binding; NADP binding
Source: RefSeq, a predicted model, not a curated record